Phytophthora nicotianae INRA-310 is the source of this 2034-nucleotide messenger RNA. RefSeq lists its product as hypothetical. Lineage: Eukaryota; Oomycota; Peronosporomycetes; Peronosporales; Peronosporaceae. The record is from RefSeq and is a predicted model, not a curated record. The coding region runs from base 1 to 2034 and encodes 677 amino acids. The transcript has 4 exons.
AUGCGUUACGUGGAGAGCUGCUCUUUGAUAAGAUUUGAUCCUGAAGAUAUCAACGUUGGAUAUGGAUCCGCAAGAGAUGUUAGAAGCGAGUUGGGUACUGAAGACGAAUUGGACGUUCCUGCGGAGCCUGGAUCAGUGUAUGAAAGCGAGGUAGAUUCUGACAGCGACUUUGAUGACGACACCAGCGCGUUCCUACAAGACGACACCGAUAUGCGUCAACUCACAGCCACGGGUUGGGAUAUCUACGAUGAGCAUCAUUCCGGUGAUGUGGUGUUAGAUGCAGCGGAGUUGUACGACGGAAGUUUUGGUCCCACCAGACCUGCCGCUGCGUUCGCCGAGUCUCCUUUGGGAAUUUUCUUCUAUUUUCUUCCCAAGAAGAUGAGGUUUGCGAUUGCAAAGGAGUCUAACGCGUAUCGAGAGGAGUGUAUUCCUGCUGUGGCGAAGGCGCAACGAGGCAAGCAGCUACAGGCUCAGCGCAGGGAUCCUCUGAAGUCGGUUCAACCUCUUGAAGUCUUAGAAGAGAAGAUGCGCAAGGACGGUGCAGUGCCACGCGGUACCUUCUCCAGAUACAUGAAACGUGAACGAUUUCGGUUAGUUACCCGGUACUUGCACUUCACCAAAACCGACCCUGCUGCCGCAGCCACAGACAAGGCUUGGAAAGUUCGGCCCAUUCUUCAGGUUCUUGAAAAAACGUUUCGUCGUGGCUAUCGGCUGGGGCCUCGCAUCAGUUUUGAUGAAGGAACCAUAUCUAACAGAAGUAAGUUCAACCCUGUGUGCGUCUAUAAUGAGAAGCCUCACAAGUGCGGGACUAAAGUGUACAUGACGUGCUGCGCGGAGACCGGAUACUGUACUCGGAUGGCAGUGUAUCACGGCGCUGUAGAGAACUCGAAAGGUGUGACACAGAAGGCAGUUAUCAGGAACGUGACUAAGGCGCUUGAUGGCCAGGCCCAUAAAAGGCUUAUCAUCGUCGACAAUUUCUACACGUCGUGUGCUCUAUUGCUGGAGUUAUUGGACAAGGAUCUCUACUACGUCGGAACCCACCGCAACGAGCGGCUUGGGCCACCCAAGCCGUUUGCUUUUACACAAAAGAAAAGACCGAAGACUAUGCCCCGAGGCUUGUAUCGAAUUGCACACGCGCGUGAUUACCCUGGCCUCGUUACACUGAGCUGGAUGGACAGCAAGCCUGUCGCGCUACUCGCGACGGGAUGCUCUACAGUUCCAACGACUGUAAUGCGUAGAGCGAAGGGGGAGACAGAGCGUGUUGCGGUACCGUGCCCGCAGCUUGUGGUUGAUUACCACCAAGGUAUGAGCGGAGUAGAUCGCCACGACCAACUCCGCCUACAGCGCUAUUCAAUCCAGCUUACGGUGGCCUUCAAAAAGUACUAUCGGCAGCUCUUCAUGGGUUUUGUGGACAUGGCGAUAGUCAACGGUUUUAUUUUACUUAAAAUUAUUCUCAAGCAAAAAGGGCAGCCAGUGCCAACACACGCGCAGUAUAUGCGCCGACUUCAUACCGAGCUUUUGGCCACGAACGAAGCCACACUGCGCGCAAACACCAACGCCGAGGACCUCGUUUCUGAGCCUAUUCACACGCAACCGCACAGACUGCGAAACAAUGAGGAAAAAUACAAAGGCAAGAAGCGAAGGAAAACCAGAGAUGGAUCAACCGCCAGUAACCUCCAGCGUAAAGGGAAGAAGCGUAAGGGCAAGCGCCGCCAGCACUUGUGCAAAGUUUGCUCAGCCUUGGCAACUCCCCAGACAAAGAGCUUCGAAACCAGUUACUACUGCGAGCAGUGCACAUCAAACUUCGGAGGCUACGUGCCUCUAUGUAACAAGGUUCGCCACGAGGAAACCGGCAACACGCUCACAUUCGGCCAAAUAUGGCACGAAUUGUGGCGCAACGGCACUGCCAUCCCUGCUCACCUCAAGAAGCGUAUUCGCAUCCGCAAGCGAAAGCACUUCGAGGUUUCGAGCGACAGCGACGACGGCGGCAGCGACGCGAAUGAGGAUUGCGUGGAUAGCCAGGAUAGCGAGUAA